AUGGCAGACUUAGCUUCAUUAGAGAGUACGCAUAGGAUGAUUAAAGCAUCAUUUGACGCAAUUCAUAAAUAUAUCAGUAGCUUUAGUGAGGGCGGUAACAUUAAAACGUUAUCAGUACGUAAACAAAAAUUAGUCGAGAGAAGUCACGAUUGGGACGAAAAUUAUGUACAGUUGGAAGCAAUCAGUCCAGGUACGCAUACUGCUGAAUACCUUAAGUACUCAGAGCUUUAUUUUGAUAUGAUGUCGGAAAUAGAAACAAUAAUUGACCGACAUCAGAAACCUAUUGCGAAAGGUGCUCACGCUUCAAUAGAUGUGAAAUUGCCCGAUAUCAUAUUACCUAAAUUCAAUGGGGAAUAUAAUGAAUGGACAGCCUUUAUAGAUAUUUUCAAUAGUUUAAUUCAUAAUAAUUCUAAAUUAGCACCUGUACAAAAAUUGCACUAUUUAAGAGGUGCACUCACAAAUUCAGCUUCCAACUUAAUCUCCACAAUCAGUAUUUCUAAUGAGAACUAUGAUAUAGCUUAUGACCUCAUAGUUAAAACAUAUAACAAUAAAUUUUUGAUUAUUAAUUCGCACUUGCAGAGUAUAGAGAAUAUUCCAGCUAUUAAUAAAGGAAGUUUUGAAAAUCUGAGGGCCCUUUUAAAUAGUGCAAGACAACAGAUACAGUCAUUAAAGGUCCUAUAUGAACCUGCCGAGCAUUGGGAUGUAAUUUUGCUGUUCAUGCUGAGUAGGAAACUUGAUACUGGUACGAAGGUUGCCUGGAAUCUGUCUAGAACGUCAGGGCAGUUACCAUCCUUAGUGGAAUUUUUUACUUUUUUGGAACUUCGGGUAACUGCUUUGGAACAUUCGUGUAGUUCAGACAGCAAACCAGCGUCAACAAAGAGUGUUCAUACCAUUGUCAAGAGGCCUACACAGUCAUGUAUUCUUUGUAAAGGGGAGGAUCAUGCCUUAUAUAAGUGUUCCAAUUUUAAAUCAUUAGAUACAGAAGCUAGAAAGAGCUUCAUUAGUAAACAUGGGAUAUGUAUUCGUUGUUUGGCAUCUCGACAUAGUGUGGCUAAGUGCAGAUUCAAAUACACCUGUGGAAAAUGCAAAGCCUCUCACAAUACCUUGCUACAUGAGGAUCCUGAGCCUGUGCCCAGCACUUCUCAAAGUAGCACGGUUUGUAUGGCUAGCAACACAGGCGUACAAACCUUGUUAUCAACUGUUUCGCUUAUUGUCAUUGACGCGGAGGGAGCACAACAUACGGUGAGAGCACUUUUAGACAGUGGGUCUCAGAUAAAUCUAAUAACUAAUUCUCUUUUGGCGAAAUUGAAAUGUCCCAUUAACUCAGAGGUACAUAGACUGAGCGUUUUGCAAGGUCAAAGCUUUUUGUGCAAUAAGGCAGUAAAGUUGACUGUCAAAUCUAGGCUAGGUGCGUUCUCUAGAAACAUUAAUUGUGUAGUUGUGGAUAGAAUUACGCAUUCAUUGCCAUCUGUAUUUAUAGAUUAUGAAGGCUGGAAGAUUCCUGACAAUGUCUCGUUGGCAGAUCCGUCUUUUAAUGUGCCUGGCAGCGUGGAUAUGCUGAUAGGAGUAGAAUUAUAUUUUGAUGUUUUGCAGCAAGGAUGUAUUAGGCUAGGGAAUCAUCUUCCUAUUUUAAGGAAAAGCUCUUUCGGAUGGUUGAUUUCUGGUGUCUUUAAGGCAGAACUUCAAGGUAAUGUACACGUUGGUCUUAUUUCUAAUGAGGAUCUUCACAAUAGUUUGACGAAGUUUUGGCAGUUGGAAGAAAUUUCUUCAAAACAAUGCUAUGACGGGUUCAGAUAA
Molecule: messenger RNA, 1797 nt
Organism: Ctenocephalides felis (cat flea)
Lineage: Eukaryota; Metazoa; Arthropoda; Insecta; Siphonaptera; Pulicidae
Exons: 1
Coding region: 1-1797 (598 amino acids)
Biological process (GO): proteolysis
Molecular function (GO): aspartic-type endopeptidase activity
Source: RefSeq, a predicted model, not a curated record